AUGUCCUUCACAAAGACCUAUUUUCUCUGCCCGACAUCUGACUUCAUUCAUCCUCCUCCAGCGGGUCUGCUAUGCCUUGGUUCUAUCAUACGCUCCACGUCAACACCGCAAUUUCCCCUCAACACAGCGAGCAUCGUACCCGUGGCCAACGCAAACCCGCCCGUGGUUGAGACGGAUUGGAAGAAGACCGUUUCAGCGGAAACAGGAUUUGGCUUGGGUGUUUACGCGCAAUUUCUGCAGCUGGCUACAGGCGGUUUACCCGUGGGCCCUGAAGUGGAUGCGGAGCAUUCUAACCGAAAGACGAGUAUGUUUGCAUUUGACACCGUGACAACUCUGUCAUUCGAGCCUACACAGCAGUACGUUGAGGAAGCCGUCAAAGCACCUGCUGUUCAGACGUGGUUGAGUCAGCCGAAGCAGCGAUUCGCCCCUGUUGUAUCGCUUUUUCUCAUUACAGGCAUGAAGCUCGUCAAAGGCGCAAAAAUUAAAUACUCGACUUCAGAGAGCACGAAAGUCACGGGGAAUAUCGGUAUCAACGCGGCCCCAAUUGGCAUGACGCUCGGCCCAAAAGGCCAAUGGAGCAGUGCCAACGACGAUGAAACGGAAUUCAAUCGGGAGUCUGAAUUUGUAUUUGCGUUCCGCGUUAAAAGGCUGAGAUUUGGACGGAAAUUGAAGGCUGAGGAGUACAAUAAGGGUGCGUUCCUCGCCGUUGGCAAAGAGAGAAAUGAUGAUGAGUCUGUUUUGGUGGAGGAUGUGGAUGGUUCUGAUAUCAAAUCUGCGACAGUUGUUCCUGAUAUGGCUGACAACGGUAGUGUUUAUUGUGUCCCCGCUUGA
Messenger RNA from Exophiala aquamarina CBS 119918, 831 nucleotides. RefSeq lists its product as uncharacterized. NCBI's taxonomy places the organism in Eukaryota, Fungi, Ascomycota, Eurotiomycetes, Chaetothyriales, Herpotrichiellaceae. The record is from RefSeq and is a predicted model, not a curated record. The transcript has a single exon. Bases 1 to 831 code for a protein of 276 amino acids.